Molecule: messenger RNA, 824 nt
Organism: Cuscuta epithymum
Lineage: Eukaryota; Viridiplantae; Streptophyta; Magnoliopsida; Solanales; Convolvulaceae
Source: the annotation of a GenBank genome assembly
GGCCCAUCUAUAAUCCUAGGUUAGCUGCGUAUAUCAGUAUAUAAACAUCAUCCCAUAGCAUAGCAUUACUUCAGCAGUUCCGUGUCUGCAAGGAACCGGAAGAUUAACACCCUCGUCUCCGGUCGAUAUUCCGGCAUAUAUACAGGUCACGGCCGCGGUAUCCGCUUUCAGUGGCGAGGAGGCUGCUGGUAAACGAAGCCAGAGAGCUAAAAUAUUCACAGGCUGUGGACGAUUUUCUCAAAGCUACUAGCUUCAGCAAACCCCUACCUCCAAGCGGGCGAUCCUUAGCAUCUCUGCAUAUCGACAAUGGUGACCGCGGGGAAGAAGACGAAGAAGACCCAUGAGAGCAUAAACAACAGGUUAGCUCUCGUCAUGAAGAGUGGUAAGUUUACACUUGGGUACAAAACCGUUCUCAAGACCCUCAGGAACUCCAAAGGAAAGCUUGUAUUGAUAUCUAACAAUUGCCCACCUCUGAGGAAGUCUGAGAUUGAGUACUAUGCUAUGCUUGCUAAGGUUGGGGUUCAUCAUUACAAUGGAAACAAUGUUGAUCUUGGGACAGCCUGUGGAAAGUAUUUCCGUGUGUCGUGCCUUAGCAUUGUUGAUCCAGGUGAUUCUGACAUCAUCAAGACUCUGCCGGGAGACCAAUAAGAGAUUUACUUAGUGGUGUUAAUCACAUGUCCUCUUUGUUUUGCACUUGUUUUCUCUGAGUUUGAGUCUGAUACUACUGGAUUACAUAUUAAGUGUUACCUAUUUGACUCUAAACGUCGAUGUUUCAAAUUUUGACUCAUUAUUAAAUACUUUGUUUAUAUCCUCCCUUACCUGCC